AUGUCACGGGGACCUCAGGGACAUGGCGGGGACACCCCAGCCCCCACCUCGCCACCACUUUGGGGCUGCAGAGCCCGCACCGGGCCCCCCGACCCCGCAGCGGGAUUCGGGGGCUGGGCCACCUGGGGUGGCCGUCCCCGGUGUCCCCAGCGUCCCCGUUGUCCCCAGAUCGUGGUGACGGUGUGGAAGAGGGACACGGAGCCGGCCGAGCUGCAGGAGGGCGGCGGCUACCUGGGGCUGCUGCAGAGCCGCGCGCCCGCACACGUCUUCCGCCAGGAGCAGGGCGCCUUCAAGGCACAGGUGAGCACCCUGCUGACCGUGCUGCCGCCGCCCGUGGUGCGCUGCCGCCAGCUGACCGUGUCCGGCAAGUACCUGACGGUGCUGAAAGUGCUGAACGGGUGCUCGCAGGAGGAGAUCUCGCUGCGGGACGUCCGCAUCCUGCCCAACUUCAACGCCAGCUACCUGCCCGUCAUGCCCGACGGCUCCGUCCUGCUGGUCGAUGACGUCUGGUGAGCACAACGGCCCUAAAACGGCCCCAAA
Oxyura jamaicensis (ruddy duck) is the source of this 540-nucleotide messenger RNA. It is a transcript of the gene TRAPPC14, whose product is annotated as microtubule associated protein 11. Gene Ontology annotation, biological process: cilium assembly. Gene Ontology annotation, cellular component: TRAPPII protein complex. The record is from RefSeq and is a predicted model, not a curated record. The coding region runs from base 1 to 513 and encodes 170 amino acids. The transcript is spliced from 3 exons. NCBI's taxonomy places the organism in Eukaryota, Metazoa, Chordata, Aves, Anseriformes, Anatidae. Gene Ontology annotation, molecular function: alpha-tubulin binding.